AGCAGAGACGCUCCUCAUCAGAGAUCAGGCUGACGGGGACGCGGCUCGGUGCGCGCUCUCCAGCCUAACAAAGUGUUGACAAAGUGCGCAGAGAGUGCAGGGGGGGAGCCGCCGUGGGAGUGGAUCGCGAGUUCUGGGAGUGGAUCGGGAGUUCUGGGAUUCGGACCCGGUCUGGGGACUGACUGUGUGUGUCUGUGCUGUUGUUAAGGCAGCGGGAGGACCGGGACAGCCGGAGAUGAUGGCCCUGAGUCCCCGAUGGAAGAGGCGCAAACAGCUCAACCCCCGCAGAAAGAGCGUCCUGAACUAUGACACCGUGCUGGAGACAACCUCGGAGACAGAUGAGGAUGACCAGACACUGCUCCGCGAUGACAGCAGCUUCACAGGAGGAGGAGGAGGAGGAGAGGAUGAAGAGGCAAGCAGUCCAGUUGGUAUACCAACUCUGGAGGCAUCGCCCAGGGUCGGCCACGCCCUGCUGUCCAACAGGGAGCCAGAGGACUCAGAGCUCAGGGGGGAGGACGGAUGUAUCGGUGAGCGUAGCGGCGAGUACGACGCUGUGGGAUCUGAGGCAUCUCUCCAGGCGGAGGAAAACGGGGCAGGGAGCCGAUUGGAAGGCAUCUCUGAGCUGGAUGAGUUCUUCCUGAAACGGAAGCUGGAGGAUGACAACUGUCACCAGGAAACCAUUGCUGAGUACCUCCAGCGCAGCGACACUGCCAUCAUUUACCCAGAAGCCCCGGAGGAGGUAACACGACUGAGCACGCCCGAGGCCGCUGCGCAGGAUGAGAGUGAACAUGACCUGGCUUCCAGCGCUGCAGAUGACUUCGCCCAGUUGCUCACCUGUCCGUACUGUGAGCGCGGCUACAAGCGGCUGACGUCUUUGAAGGAGCACAUCAAGUAUCGACAUGAGAACACGGAGGAGACCUUUCCCUGUCUGCUGUGCGCCGAAACCUUCCCCCAGAGAUCUCAGCUAGAGCGCCACAUGACCACACACAAGCCCCCUACAGACCAGCCACCACUGCUCAGUGAAGGAGCUGCAAACCGCAAGUUCAAGUGCAGCGAGUGUGGAAAAGCCUUCAAGUACAAGCACCACCUGAAGGAGCAUCUCCGUAUUCACAGUGGUGAGAAGCCAUAUGAAUGCUCCAACUGUAAGAAGCGCUUUUCCCACUCGGGAUCCUACAGUUCCCACAUCAGCAGCAAGAAAUGCAUCGGCCUGGUUGCCCUUAAUGGACGAGUGCGAAAUGGGAACAACAUCAAACCUGGCUCCUCUCCCAACUCCACAACAUCUUCCCCAGGAAGCCCCGCCUUGGCCCAUCUCCGGCACAAACUAGAAAAUGGACGACUCUUUGGCCUGCAAGACCAGCAAGGUCAGCUGGACAUCAAGACUGAGCCAAUGGACUUAAAUGAGUACCGGCUGCUAAUGGCCUCUCAACAUGGGUUCGGAGGUCCAGGAGUCUAUCUAAAUGGCCGUAGUGGAAGCCCGCUGGGUAUCCAUGGCUCCUCACAAAGCUCCUUUCAACAACUGGGUGGAAUGGGGCUUGAUCUCUCCCUGAUGGGCUACACUGGACAUCUUGGGAACAGCCUGAGUGAGGUACAGAAGGUGCUCCAGAUCGUGGACAACACUGUUAGCAGGCAGAAGAUGGACGGAAAUUCAGAAGAGCUAUCCAAGCUCAGGGCCUAUAUGAAAGAGUUGGGUGCCCAGAUGGAAGCCCAGGCCAACUUUCAGGUGAUGGGCCACAAUAGUCCUACCAAGAGCAUAAUUGACUAUACGCUGGAGAAAGUCAAUGAGGCCAAGAACCUGAUCAAUGACUCCAAGAUGCAAGUAGAUGAUAAGAAAGAGAAACCAAACCACUCAGCUGAUCUUAGUUGUGAAGAAAAGUUGUCUGAUGGACAGAACCAAUUUCUGACAUUUUCUUGCCAAUACUGCAAGGAGAUCUUCCCCGGACCAAUCCCACUUCACCAACAUGAGCGCUACUUGUGUAAAAUGAAUGAGGACAUUAAAGCAGUCCUGCAGCAGCCAGAAAGCAGUCCCGUUGCCUGCAGAGGGCCAAGGGCUGAUGAACUGUCCCAUAAUGAGAGGGCAAACAGCCCCACCAACCCAUUCAAGGAGCACAUGUCAGUGCUGAAGGCCUACUUUGCUAUGAACACUGACCCCAACUCUGAGGAACUGCUCAAGAUUUCCCUCGCUGUCGGGCUUCCUCAAGAGUUGGUGAAGGAGUGGUUUUCUCAGUGGAAAGGUCAAAACAACCACAUGGACAAUUUGAGGAAAAAGUUCCCCACUCCUGACACUGGACGGCCAGACCAAAAUCUGAGUCGGUCUCCAAUAAAUCUUCCUGUUACAGAUUUACACAAUGGCUUUUUUAACAGUGAUGGUUCCUACAGACUCACAAAGACCAAUCAGUUUACAGCUACCAAGCAGACAAAAGGGGAUAAACCAAUAGAUCCUGCAGACCCCUUGAGGAGCAACACUCCAUCACCCCUAAACCUGUCUUCCACUUCAUCAAAACACUCCCAGAGUAGCUCUUACACUCCAAACAGCCUCACUUCUGAGGAUGCCCAUGGGGAUACUCCUCUGGAUUUGUCGCUGCCCAAACACAUGGCACAGAAGCGACCAAGACCCAAUGGUUUUAUCACUGAGCACAAUGGCGAGGAUGCAGGACGUGAACAGGGAUCUGGACCUUUGGAGGUUGCCAAUAUCAAAAAAGAGGUCUUUGCCUCUGACAGCGGUAGGAUCUCUAUCCAUCAGUUGGAGAAAAGCACGAGUCCAAUUUUUGGGAUUAAUCCCUUUACUGGAGGUCCUGUGUAUACCUCCCUGCCACCCCAAGGAGCCUUGGGUUGGCAGACCCCAAUCCCCGGCCUUGGUCACUACCACGGUCUUGACCCCAUGAGCUACCUGCCACACAUGGUCUACCCCUAUGCCACAAGCGCUGCAACGUUUGCAGAAAUGCAGCAAAGAAGGAAGUACCAACGGAAAGCAGGUUUUCAGGGGGAGCUGCUGGACGGGACGGCAGACUAUCUGUCAGGCCUGGACGACCUGACAGACAGCGAUUCGCUGCUCUCCAGGAAGAAGAUUAAGAAGACUGAAAGUGGCAAACGUCCACAUCAAUGUCAGAUCUGUAAGAAGGCCUUCAAACACAAACACCACCUCAUUGAGCACUCGCGCCUGCACUCAGGAGAGAAGCCCUACCAGUGCGACAAGUGCGGCAAGCGUUUCUCCCACUCCGGCUCUUACUCACAGCACAUGAACCAUCGCUACUCCUACUGCAAGAGGGAGGCUGAGGAGCGUGAGGCUGCCGAGAGAGAGGCAAAGGUAGGAGCGCUGGCUGGAGGGCUGGAGCCCACCGAGUUGCUGAUGAGGAGGGCCUAUCUGCAACGACUGGGGCCUCUCGGAUACUCCGAUCCCGAGGAACAGCCAGAGGAUGGCGGCGGUACCAUCCUGAGGGACGGAAGAGAGGGAGGAGGACAGGAUGCUGGAGAAGUGGACGAUAAGAUGUAUGAGGAGGUGACAGACGGCCAAGAGGCAGGUUUCAGGAACAGAGAGGAGGAGGAGGAGGGUGACAGCAGGAGCCAGAUGGACUCAGUGAUGGAUAAAGGGGGCAAAGACUCACCACAGCUGAUGGACACUUGUUCACGAGAAGGGAAGACAGAAGGCACGUUGGAACAGGAGGACUGAUGGAGAAAAGAGAACCGGGAAAGAUUUGUUUGUGAGGUCCAGUUUCUGCUUCAUGAUGAAGGCUAAUAGAGUGUCUGACUGACUUAGAGGAUGGUUGGUCAUUGGUCAGAUCUAUAUCCGAGGUAUACAUCAGGCUUCCAUAUAACAGUCAACAGUGUGCACUCAUGAGGGCACCUGUUACCUGUCUGUCAUCUUAUUUAAGGCUCCCACUGAGUUAAAUCUGUUGCUUUAACUGAAAAAAAAUUCUUAGGUCUGGUUAAUCACGUUCAGUCUAAUUUUUUUUCUGAAAACUAAAUAUGAAAUAUAUUUAUUACAUGUUUGUUUUAAUUGAUUCUUACAACAACAUUUUUCCCAACCUGUUUAAAGUUUUGAAACCUUAAAAAAAGCACGUAUGAAACAAAAACAAGUUUGUUAACCCUAAUAAUCUAAGUCUGGAACCCUAGAUUUUAACUACCUAUAUAAUGUGUUUUCAUUCAUUUUGGAGAUAGUCUGAAAAUGCUCUUAUUUUACAAUUGAAUUAGAGACUAAAAAAUGUUUUUUGAAAAAUGUGUAUUACGCAUGAUUUCUAUUUUUUUAGUUUCUAAUUUUUCUUUCUCUUUGGCCCAGUUGAUUCUUAUGAAAUAUGUUGAUCAAAGCAAAAAUAACUGUAAACAAUCUGUUAAGAUAUAUUAUUAAUUGGAAACAAAAUUAUAGAGUAAUAUUAGAUCAUAUGAAAUUACAUAAAAUCAUUGGCUGUCAAAGUGAGUGGGAAACAUCCUUGGUCUAGGCUAUAGACUACAAAAUGUAACAAGUGUCAUACAGCAGAUAGUUUCUUUUAGUAACCAAAAAGUUGGGUAAAAAAAACAACCAAAACUGGAAAGUUUGGUAAUAGCAAAGAGGAGGGAUAAAUUACUGAGCUGGUUAUCUUGUUAUCUGUUAGCUUGUUAACUGCUAGCUGGUAAACUGUUUGCCAGUUAACUGUUAGCCUGUUCACUGUUAGCUUGUGACCAGACGUCCAUGAUUUCUGGGGACAGUCCCCAUUUUGGGUGGCCUGUCCCCGGCAAAGGUUGUCCCCUGAAAUGUCCCCAAUUUCAAUGUAUCAUGAUGGAGUAAAAAAGCUGAAUGUGCUUUCCCCGCCCUGUCGGCAUUGCAGAUCAGGCAGGGGGUUGGUUGGUUGAUCAGGCAAAACAAGCCAACCCCCAUGCUUAACAAAAUCAGAGAUAUCCCUGGUUUUCAUCACAGAAAUCUGGUCAAAUUAUGUUAGUUUGGUAAUUGUUACCUCAUAAACAGUUUAACUGUUACCUUGAAAGCUUUUAGCUUGCUAAUUGUUAGCUUGUUAGCUGUUAGCUUGUUUCACCAAAUUGUAAAAUGCUAAUUUCCUACUACACAAAGGUGCUCUCCUCAUAGUUACACCAGAACUUUCCAUUUCUGGUUCUGUAUGAGGUGCUGUAAUAUGUGUAGGGAUAAACCUGAUAAAAUACAAAAAAAUUAACAUCCUGAACCGAGUUGUGAGAUUUUAGCCUAAAUAAGUUUUAAACAGUGUUAACAUUAUAUUGUAUGCCAACUCCAACCCUUCGUGUGCAAGAGGACAGCUGAGCUGAAUCAUGAAGCAGGACUGACAGGACUUGCUAAAAUCCAUGUUAUGCAAAAUAAGAAGAAAAUGAAAAUAGUAAUAAUUAUUCUAAUAAACUAAGUGAAGCGCUUGUUAAUGUACAGUAUUAUAAAGGCCUGAAAGCUGUGUGGUGCUCGGAUGUUCCUAACCUCUGUGUCUUGUUGUGUUGGAUAAAACCACUUCAGGAAAUUGCACUUGGCUCCCUGAAUCACUACAAAAUAAUAAAAAAAAAUUAAUUGAAAAAUUAAAGAGGGAAGUCUGGAACACUCAGUCAUGUUCUGUCAGUGUUAAUGUUGUUACUCUGUCUCCUUUUAAUGUGACUUUUUUUAUAUAUAUUUUUAUCCGGCUUUAUUAUUUUGCCAACUAACCACGUGACUCCGGGCCUCCUGAGUUGUUGUUGUUUUUUUAAUGAAGGAGUAAUUAAACCUUUGUGAGUUUUCAGUCUUAAAUCAGAGAGGCAGGAGUGAGAAAAUAAAGGGCUCAGCUGGAAAAAAGAGGACGGAGCCUUUCGCUCCAGAGAAAGCCUUAUAUGCAAACCUUUCACCCGUCUCUUUUUAAAAAGUGCCAUCCCUGCAGUGACACACCUGUCUCCCCCUGUCCUCUCAUCCAGUCAGUAUUACCUUAGAUAGAUGCCAUUCUGUAGUUUACAACUGUUGGUGCAAUUUCUACCCCCCGCCCCUCCCCAAGAUAGUACUCUUGACAGUAUUCAUUUUUGAAGUUACCAACAAAAAAUUCACUUUUUAUUUGAAGAUUUUCCAUUUUAUUUAUGUGCGUCCUUUUAUAUUGCUGUCUUUAUUUAUUUCCUACUGUAGUGUACAGUAUUAGGGUUCCUCACAGACGUAUAUUUUAGUAAAAUUGUUCCAUCAUCGACUAUUGGAGCAUAAAUGUUGAUCAGGUCGUAUCGUUGUUUCCUUCAUUUGUUACUUCAUUUGAAACUACUGAAAAGAAAUCUAAAUUUGGGGAACUUUUGAUACAACAAUUAUUGUGCAAGCACUGUAUUAAUAAAAAUCCACUUUAUUCAUGCCUCUGAAGAGAGGAUGAACAGAUGAUGAAGGAAGUCCUGAAAUGUCUGAAGUAUUAUUGUUUCAAUUUUUACUUUUUUUCUGUUGAAAUAAAUGUAGCCAAAUUAAAUUUUAAUAAAGCUGUGUUAUUCUUCUUGUA
Messenger RNA from Fundulus heteroclitus (mummichog), 6419 nucleotides. It is a transcript of the gene zeb2a, whose product is annotated as zinc finger E-box binding homeobox 2a. Bases 236 to 3667 code for a protein of 1143 amino acids. Gene Ontology annotation, molecular function: DNA-binding transcription factor activity, RNA polymerase II-specific; RNA polymerase II cis-regulatory region sequence-specific DNA binding. The transcript is spliced from 9 exons. Lineage: Eukaryota; Metazoa; Chordata; Actinopteri; Cyprinodontiformes; Fundulidae. The record is from RefSeq and is a predicted model, not a curated record. Gene Ontology annotation, biological process: regulation of transcription by RNA polymerase II; anatomical structure development.